Knipowitschia caucasica is the source of this 753-nucleotide messenger RNA. The record is from the annotation of a GenBank genome assembly. Lineage: Eukaryota; Metazoa; Chordata; Actinopteri; Gobiiformes; Gobiidae.
AUGGAGAUAAUCCGGGCGCUGCUUGUGGAUGGCUUGGUGGAGUUGGGCCUGCUCUCGCAACCAGUGGCUUCUGAGGGGACUGAUGAGAGUAUCGUGCCUGCGGGAACCCCAAAGCGGGAGGAGAAACCUGGACCUUCAGAUGGUUCUCCCCCUGGGACAAAGAGAGCGGGCGCGGGGGUUGAUGAACCGCCUAACCCUCUGUUCACCCUCCCCCGGUAUGACCCACACUCUCCUCCCACCUCUCCUCGGUCCUUGGAUGCUGCCCGACGCGCUGUGCGCCUGGCCCGCAUUAAAAUGGAAGCUGAGCAGAAGGAACGGGACCGCAGUGCCGAGCUCGAAUUUCAGGUGCGCAAGCUCGAGAUAGAGGCUGACAAAGACGUCAAACUGCGCCGCCUUGAGCUGGAGGCUGAAGGUCGCCUCCCUCCCAGUCCUACUCCCGGCCCUGGACCCACCGCGCAGGCUGCAGCCCACUCCCCAUCCGUUCACGGCGGCGCCCUCGAUGGGGAUACGCUCUCUGCUAAAUAUACCGGUCCUUAUGUGGUUAAGGAGAAACUGUCUGAUACUGACUAUAUUAUCAGCACGCUGGACAGGAGGCGAAAAACCCGCGUGUGCCACAUUAAUAUGUUGAAGCAGUAUCACUCCCGCGUUACACCGACCACGACGGAGCCCUCCCUUCAGUGUGUCUCCGCUCUGAUUGUGGCUGACCAGGCCGCUGAGAGCGGACUGAAGAUGCAUAAGGUGAUGGCUGCAUAA